This is a messenger RNA of Budorcas taxicolor (takin), 264 nucleotides long. RefSeq names its product sperm-associated acrosin inhibitor-like. Lineage: Eukaryota; Metazoa; Chordata; Mammalia; Artiodactyla; Bovidae. Gene Ontology annotation, molecular function: protein binding. The transcript is spliced from 4 exons. The coding region runs from base 1 to 264 and encodes 87 amino acids. The record is from RefSeq and is a predicted model, not a curated record.
AUGUCUUUCUUCUCAUCAUGGAUCAAAGCUGUUUUCAUCAUUUUCUUUGCAUUUCUUCUUUGCUCCGAAGCUUUCCUCCGAUAUAAAAUAAAAAUGCACAAGACAAACUGUAUGUCGUUCAUACUUUCAUCAUACGUUUGUACUGGAGACCAUGAGCCAGUCUGUGCAACCAAUGGUCAGACUUACCGUAAUAUAUGUAUUCUCUGCAGUGAAAAGAUGCUUCUUCGUGAAAAUUUUGAAGUUGCUCAUUUUGGUGUUUGUUGA